AUGCCAGCGUUAUACCAGGCGCUCGGGCAACGAGCCGUCGAGGCGGCCCCGCAUUUAGCGAAACGGGGUUUAUCCGUCAACCAUACCCAAAGUAUCACUCUGGGUGUUAUGGCCGUCUAUGUUGUGGUCAUCGCCUUGCUAUGGAAUCUCCCUUAUGUCCGCUGGGUUCUUUGGCCCUUCAAGAUGUUGGUUAUCGCAUUCCAUGAGUUCGGCCAUGCCAUAACCGCCUGCUGCACCGGCGGCAGAGUCAAAUCAAUCAGCCUGGAUCCUCACGAGGGUGGUGUUACCCACAUGCAAGGAGGAAUGAGCGCUGUCACCCUCCCCGCUGGUUAUCUCGGUUCAUCCAUCAUCGGCGCUCUCCUGAUCUUCGCCGGCUUUGAUAUUGUCGCAUCGAAAAUAGCUAGCAUCGUCCUUGGUGUUUGCUUCCUGUUGACUUUGUGGUGGGCCCGACGGGACUGGCUGACCAUCAUGACUGUUCUUUUGGCCGUGGGAUUGCUCGUGGCUUGCUGGUUCAUUGCCCACGGCGAGGCUUUACGAUGGGUGGUGCUCUUCAUUGGUGUCAUGUCUGCCCUUUAUAGUGUUUGGGAUAUUUGCGAUGAUCUCAUUCUGCGCAAAGUAAACAGCUCCGACGCCAGCGUUUUCGCCAAGCGGUAUGGAGGAUCUUCUCAGUGCUGGGGUGUCAUUUGGUCCAUCAUCAGCUUGUGCUUCAUGGCGAUCGGCAUCAUUGGCGGAAUCGCAGCCUUCCCCGAGAGCUUUUCUCAGCAGGAGACGGACUCCCAGCAUUUCAUCCCGACCUAA
Penicillium waksmanii is the source of this 798-nucleotide messenger RNA. Its product is annotated as M50 family metallopeptidase. NCBI's taxonomy places the organism in Eukaryota, Fungi, Ascomycota, Eurotiomycetes, Eurotiales, Aspergillaceae. The transcript has 4 exons. The coding region runs from base 1 to 798 and encodes 265 amino acids. The record is from RefSeq and is a predicted model, not a curated record.